Gastrolobium bilobum is the source of this 1107-nucleotide messenger RNA. RefSeq lists its product as uncharacterized. The record is from RefSeq and is a predicted model, not a curated record. Gene Ontology annotation, molecular function: zinc ion binding; nucleic acid binding. The coding region runs from base 1 to 1107 and encodes 368 amino acids. NCBI's taxonomy places the organism in Eukaryota, Viridiplantae, Streptophyta, Magnoliopsida, Fabales, Fabaceae. The transcript has a single exon.
AUGAUUCUUGAGCCUGUUGUGCUGGGACAGGAAGGGUCAGGACAGGCCCAUCAGGAGGCGGAGGCAUCUGUCCAUGAGGGACGAGUGAGGCAACCAGUUAUUGAGGUUUAUAGAUCAGCUAUACCACCCAUGUUUGACCGGGAUACUAGAGAGCGUAUGUUGAGCGCUUUCAGGAAGCAUUUCCCUCCUCACUACAAAGGUGGAAGAGAUCUCAUCGCAGCAUUGGAGUGGCUCCAAGAGAUGGAGCUCAUUUUUCAGGUUAUGGAAUGCGAUGCCAACACAAAGCUCUUAUAUGUAGUGUACAUGUUACAGGGGGAUGCUGCUGACUGGUGGAGUAAUGUUAGAAACUCACUUGAGUGCCAAGGUUAUGCUAUUACUUGGCCGUUAUUUGAGAGGCAUUUUCUGCAGAAGUACUUCCCUGAAGAAGCCAGGGAAAGGAAGAAAAGUGAGUUUGAAGACCUCCGGCAGGAAAGCAUGACUGUGGAUGAAUAUCUGAGCAAGUUCAACCGCUUGGCAAAAUAUUCUUAUUAUGGUAGAGCUCCCCUCACUCCAGAAGACAAGGCCUUUCGAUUCAGGAAGGGUCUGAAUGAUAUGAUAGCAGACAAACUGGCUGGUCAUUGCACCAGAGAUUUUGUGGAGUUGAUCAAGCAGUGCCAGAAUAUUCAAGAGCACUAUCGUACCAGGGGAAAGGAAGCAGCGGGAAAAAGCUUCAGUGGGAGGACUACGCCCUCGAAGGGUAAGGGCAAAGGUUUGCAAGCACAACAGAACACCAAGUUUAAGAAGACUCCCUUUGUAAAGAAUGGAAGCAGAAUGUCUGGUGCAGGGAAGAUUCCCACUUGUGCCAAGUGUGGGAAGAUGCAUACAGGUGUUUGCCGACUGGGGCAGAAUGUUUGCUUCAGUUGUGGUCAGGCAGGACACUAUUCCAGAGAGUGCCCCAAGAAGACGGGGCAAGUUGCAGCCAUUCAGGCGAUCCCUAUUCAGUCCUUGCCUACUCAGAGAGCCAUAGAGGAGCCUAUGGCGCCCACUAGUGCCAGGGUAUAUGCAGUGACACAACAGGAGGCAGAGAGGUCUCCAAACCUUAUCAGAGGUAUUAUUCUUAUCAGAUGA